Molecule: messenger RNA, 2730 nt
Organism: Aspergillus clavatus NRRL 1
Lineage: Eukaryota; Fungi; Ascomycota; Eurotiomycetes; Eurotiales; Aspergillaceae
Product: telomere repeat binding factor family protein
Exons: 4
Coding region: 1-2730 (909 amino acids)
Biological process (GO): telomere maintenance via telomere lengthening
Molecular function (GO): double-stranded telomeric DNA binding
Source: RefSeq, a predicted model, not a curated record
AUGGCGCGCCCACGACAACGCUCUACAUCAGCCGCCCAGGAUGCCCUGGCGGUUGGGAGCAGGAAAGAAGUUGGGCCGAUGAAAGAGCUGAUCUCUGGUGCGCCGCGGAUGCGUAUUACUCGGAGUCAAAGUCGUGAGCUUGAGUCUACGGAGCAGCGUGAGUCUGGCAGCUCUGCUGGAAUGCCGGGGGAUAGCUCCCGUCGCCGGUGGGGGCAAAACAAAGGCAGAAUGAGCCUAGGCGUUGUGGUCGAAGAACCGACUGUUCAGUCACCCCGGAAAUCUGGUCAUGCCUUUGGGAACCGAUCGUUUUGGGAAUCCCAAGAGGAUACAGUGAACAUCUCCGGGACCACUAUCCUUCCGUCUGAACCAGACACCAACCUAGAUCCAGAUAUGAUGAUUGAGACACUGCCAGAUCUUCAGCGGACAGCUCAGAAUGUCUUGGACUAUCUGAUCCCCAGCUCAGGAGACCCCGUCAGUAUCGUCCAUGCUGCUAAAAGGCUGGCGGACCCGAAGAACACGCAAAGCAAACGGCUCCAGCGCGCUGUGCCGAAUCUGGCUCGUGAAGCCGCGUACUUUGGACACCAGAAAUACAUCGACGUUAAGCUGGUCAACCAGCUGCUCGCGCCAGCUCUCGAGAAGAAGGAUGCACAGGUCGGAGAGGGCUGGAAGCCAGAUCUGGUCCUUCAUCAGGCUAACUGUGCGCGAUUCGCGCUCGAGGUCCUGCUGGCAAAUGCUGGCACGAAUUCACCCAAGCAAGCCAUCAAGAACUUGGAAGAUAUGUUUCCAUUGCCGUUCAUGAGUGGCAUUGCAGAUAGCAACGAGCAGAAGGCUGCUGGCGAGAGCUCUCUCAAUAAGGAGACGUUCGAUCUGGCUCUAGAGAUUCGGACACAGUCUUUGAUAUUGGACCUGGAGAGACAACAACAUGAACCAGAAUUCGAUCCUAACGCUAUAGUGACGGAUCACUUUUUCGAAAUGGAUGUGUAUGACGAAGACGAAUUUGACAGCAGCAUAGCCCCGCUGCGCGGCUUCGGCCUUGCUAAAUGGGAAGACUCGGAUGGCCAUCUUUCGGAGCAGUAUAGGGAUGCGAUCUGUGACCGGUAUAACGAAAUUCGGGUUUACUUGCUAGAUGCGGAGGACGGGAUGGCCGUUGUUGAUGAGCUGAGAAGCGGUUAUCGUUGGCAAAAAUUCGUUCUACGGGCUGCUCAAUGGGUGCGCAAGAGAAUCCAAGAGAUUGCAGCGGAUUUGCAAGUGCAGAAGAGCGCAGAGGUUGUGCGCAGUGAAUUUUUUGCGAAACCAGAACCUCUUGAGCGUGUCACUGGUACUCCCCGUCCCAGUGUCACUCCUGUCGCGAAAAACAGAACGCCAGUAAUCGUUGCUCCACGGGUCGAGCAGCGCGAAUCAGUUGCUCCUGCAGCAGAAAAUAGACUUACUACGGCGACUACAGAAGACCGGGAGCGACGAAAGUCAAAACCAAGUUUCCUCAACCCCACAUCGCUUCAGCGCCUUAUGCAAAGAAAGCGGCGGUUGCGCUUCUCGCUUGAGGCCCCAGAAAUUCGGAGACAGUCAGACUUUGUCACAUCGGCUGUGGAUCAUGAGAGCACAUCGUUCACCUCGCAAAACCGUCGACAAACUUUGCCUGCAGUCUUGCAACCUAGGCAGGAAGCGCAGGCUGAACCUCGUGAGAUAUCCGCGUCCCCCGAAGGGUCUCCAACGCUGCUACCCGACGAUCAGGAUUACCUCACUGUUGAUGAUUCCCAGUUGAGUAUCAGCGAGCACAUCGGUGCCGGACUGGAGCGAUCACAUAGUCCUCCAGUUAACAGAGUCAGCCGAGAGCCUAUCUUCAGCCAGCGGACACAUACACCUAGUAGACUGGCUACUAUUCCUUCCACUCAGGAUAUAUUGAAAGCAGUUCAGGAAACUCCUAUUCCCAGCCAACCAGUCGAGCGCAUGAAUCCACAUAUCCGCCCGGCCUUCAUUGACCGUCAGGAUAAUGCGGAGCGCGUCUCACCAAUCAGUCAGGCAGGAGACCUCCUGAGUGCCUCAAGACGGCGUGAGCCACCACCCUCCAGGAAAAGGGCCCGUGAAGUAUCUGAGGACGAAGAAACAGACAGCGACGAUGAUUUCUCAAGCUACGGCCGGGCCAUUGACAUCAGCCGCAAGCGUGAAGAAAAGGCGGAGCUGCAGCGACACAAACGCCAGAGAAUACAAGAAGAAGACGCUGACGAGUCUGCUUCUCAAUUGCAGCAUGGCUUGGAGCAGACUGCUCGAGGUGAGGAAGCGCAAGGCCCGCCUUCCACGGCUCCUCUGAAUGAUUCCCGUUCCCCGGAUGCAGCGUCGCCUGCCGGACAGCCGUCCAGAACCAGUGAUUAUGGUGUGAGGACGAUACUUCGACCUUCGAGAUACAAUCCCAGGUCGCGCUGGACGCCAGCCGAGGACGCGCGGCUGAUCCGGUUGAUUGAGGAAUACGGUUGCAAAUGGGCAGUAAUCGGGCGGCAAAAUGAAUGUCAGCCCCCGCUGGACGGAGAGGCCAAAUUCGUAGACCGCACACAAGUCCAGCUGAAGGAUCGGGCACGGAAUAUCAAAAUUGCUUACCUGAGGGAAGGACUGCCACUGCCCACGCACUUUUGGAAUGUGACUAUGGGCCAUAAAGACUAUGCCGCGCUUGAGAAGAAAGGCAUCAAAAUCCCGAAUCUUCGGCAAGAAUCUCUAGAACCAUCCGCAGAGUCUUGA